Messenger RNA from Rhodotorula graminis WP1, 1471 nucleotides. RefSeq lists its product as uncharacterized. Gene Ontology annotation, biological process: transmembrane transport. The coding region runs from base 23 to 1423 and encodes 466 amino acids. NCBI's taxonomy places the organism in Eukaryota, Fungi, Basidiomycota, Microbotryomycetes, Sporidiobolales, Sporidiobolaceae. The record is from RefSeq and is a predicted model, not a curated record. The transcript is spliced from 11 exons. Gene Ontology annotation, molecular function: transmembrane transporter activity.
GCGGGAUGGAGACGGCGUCGCGAUGGAGGAUGGCGUGCCUAUCGUGCGCCUCACAGGCCCGGACGACCCCAUGUCCCGCCUCAAUCGGCCCAAGUGGCAGCGAUGGCUCAUCGUGAUCGUCGUCACGUCGGGUGCCUUCUGCGUGACCUGCUGCUCGUCCAUGAUCGCCUUUACGUACCCGGGCGUCGAGGACGAGUUCCACGUCAGCCAGGAGGUCGCCACGCUCGGCCUGUCGCUCUUUGUCCUCGGCAUGGGUCUGUUCCCUCUACUCGUCGGCCCGCUGUCCGAGUGGUACGGCCGCUCGCCCGUCUACUUUGUCGGCUUCGCGCUCUACAUCGCCUUCAACUUUAUGGUCGCCUUCUCGAACAACAUCGUCUGCCUCCUCAUCGGUCGCUUCCUCGGCGGCGCGGCCGGGUCCGCCUUCCUCUCGGUCGCAGGCGGCACCGUUGCCGACGUGUUCAAGCCGAGCGAGGUCGGCGCGCCAAUGUCGUUCUACACGUCGGGCCCGUUCCUCGGCCCCGUUGUCGGGCCCAUCAUCUCGGGCUUCAUCAACGAGAACCUCGACUGGCGCUGGACGUGGUGGAUCCUCAUCAUCUGGGCCGCCCUCGAGCUCGUCCUCCUCAUCGUCGUCGUCCCCGAGACGUACCUGCCCGCCGUCCUCAAGAAGAAGGCCGCCAAGCUGCGCAAGGCCGGCAGAACCGACGUGCGCGCCCCGAUCGAGGUCGACACGAGGAGCAUCACGAGCGUCAUCAAGACGAGCUGCAGCCGACCUUUCCAGAUCCUCCUCACCGAGCCGAUGGCGCUCGCCCUGUGCACCUGGACCGCCAUCCUCCUCGGCAUCCUGUACAUGUUCUUUUCGGCAUUCUCGACCGUGUAUCGACCUUACGGCUUCUCGACCCAGAUCGUCGGCCUCACCUACAUCCCUCUCGGUAUCGGCAUCAUCAUCGGCUCGCUGUGCCACCCCAUCUGGGCAGGCUUCUACCGCCGCAAGACCGAGCAGCUCGGUCGCCGCCCGCCGCCCGAGGAGCACCUGCGCAAGGGCCUGUACGGCGUCGUCCUGUGCCCGAUCUCGCUCUUCUGGUUCGCGUUCACGACCUACACGAGCGUGCACUGGAUCGUCUCGCUCAUCGCCACGGUCCCGUUCGGCAUCGGCCUCGUGUGGUCGUUCCAGGCCGUGUUCGUCUACCUCGUCGACGCGUACCGGCCCGUCGCCGCGAGCGCCAUGGCCGCCAACUCGGCCAUGCGGAGCUCGUUUGCCGCAGCCUUCCCGCUCUUCACGACGGCCAUGUUCCGGUCCCUUGGGACACAGUGGGCCCUCGCGCUCGUCGCCUUCCUCUGCCUCGCCAUGGUCCCCUUCCCCUUCCUCUUCUUCAAGAUGGGCCACAAGUUCCGCAAGAACUCGCGCUUCGCCAACACUGAGUAGACCUUGGAGCCGUUAGACCUGUACUUCCAUAUGCAUCGUUCUCUCGUC